CUUGUGUACUGUUAAAUGGCCUGGAGUUAAGUUGAAACUCCUUAUUACAAUAGGCAGCCAUACUGGAUUACUUAUAAAAAUGAGAGGCUGGCAACUAGUUGCCCUAAUACUAUCAGCAGCCUGUUCUCUAAUUGUGGCAUCAGACCUAGAAGCGGCAAUUAAGGAGUAUGAACAGCUGAUAGAAAAAAACAAACACUUCUUUAAAACAGGCAUAGACAACCAUAAAUCCCCCCACAGUGGCAGUCACUACCAUCACCAAUGCAAGCACCAGGGUAACACAGUCUUGGAUGUUGAGAAAAAGCUUCACAAGGCUCAUUUCAUCAAUGAAUUCCUCGCAAAGCAAGGUGUUUCGCGUGCCAAGCGUCAGGCAACACUUGAAUGUCCAUUUGAUAUCAAUGUGCCAGAAUGUGACCCAGACUAUCCAUACAGGACCAUGGAUGGCUCCUGUAACAACCUAGAGCAUCCUCUGUGGGGAUCAGCUGGGGUCCCUAUGGGCAGAUUGGCCCCUGCAGAAUAUGCAGAUGGUCUAGGCUCUCCAAGAAUGUCACGAUUGAGAUCUGAGCUCCCAAACGCAAGACACAUCAGUACAACUUUCCAUGAGCAUGACUCAUCUGAGACUGAGAGUCAAAUCCAUACCCAUUUGUUGAUGACGUGGGGGCAGAUCCUAGACCACGAUCUCAGCUUGACACCAAUGUUUAAAGGGGAACAUAACACUGAGAUCGAUUGCUGCGCUGAGGAAUCAUAUGGAAGGCCAGAAUGUUUCAAGAUUAUGAUACCAGAUGGAGACCCAAGGUUCAAUCACGAAUGUAUGAACUUUGUACGAUCUACCCCAUCUCCAGGUAUAGGAUGCCAAGGAGAUGAACGUCAACAGAUCAAUAAGAUCACAUCGUAUAUAGAUGGCUCUAAUGUCUAUGGCUCGGGAGAACAUGAGAUGCGACAAGCAAGAUAUGGCAGAGAUGGCAAAUUAAAGUUCACAGACAACUAUCCCUUUGGCAAGCCUCUUCUAGCAAAGGACCUUGAGAAUGAGGACAAGUGUGUCUUGCCAGAUGGGAAUGAAGUUGUGCAGUGCUUUAAAGCAGGUGAUGAGAGAGCCAAUGAGAACAUAGGACUCACCACCAUGCACACCAUAUGGCUGAGGGAGCACAACAGAUGUGCUGAGAACCUGAAGAAUGUCAAUCCUUUCUGGGAUGAUGAGACACUAUUCAAUACUGCCAGGAGAAUGGUUGGAGCUACUAUGCAGCAUAUAACUUACAGUGAAUUCCUGCCUAUUAUUCUUGGUGAUCAAAUCAUGGAAGCCUACCAACUUAAACCUAAACCUGCAGUUCCUACAUUCCUUAACCCAGAUGAUGUGGCUGACGAUGCAGUCUUCCAUGAUACUUAUGAUCCAACAGUAAAUGCUACAAUAAUGAACGAAUUUGCCACUGCUGCUUACAGAUUUGGACAUAGUUUAAUUCAGGGCUCAUUGAUGCGUAUGAACAACAAGCUGGAUGAAGACCACCCAUUCCCAUCUAUAGACCUUGGUCAGGCCUUCUUCCAGCCUGAGGAACUUUACAACAAGGAUGUUGAUGGAAUAGACUCCCUUAUUCAUGGCUUGGUCUACCAGAAGGUACAACAAGUAGAUCGCUUCCUGUCUAGCCAGAUAACAGACCAUCUGUUUGAAAACCCCAAUGAAGCUAAAGGUGGCCAUGCACUGGAUCUAGCAGCCCUUAAUUUACAGAGAGGCAGAGAGCAUGGCUUGGCAGGAUACAUCAAUGCAAGGCAGGCAUGUGGGUUGGGUAGAGAGAGGAGUUUCCUUCAGCUCAGACAGACUGGAGACAUAGACUUUGAUACCAUGGAUAAACUUCAACAAAUAUACAGACAUGUAGAUGACAUUGACCUGUUCACAGGAGGUCUUGCAGAGAACCCAGUACCAGGGGGCCUAGUGGGACCAACAUUUGCCUGUAUUCUUGGCAUGCAAUUCUCCAACUUGAAGAAAGGGGACAGAUUUUGGUAUGAGAGAAAGGAAAAUGGACUUUCAAAAGCCCAGCUGAUGCAAAUUAAGGGAAGAAAGCUCUCCAAGGUGAUGUGUGACAAUGCAGACUUUAUGUUCAAAAUCCAGCCAGAUGCAUUCCUUCUGCCCACUGUCUUUGGAAAUGAUAGGAAGCCAUGUGAAGACAUCCAAGAUAUGCAGUUUGGAGUCUUCUUUGAUGAACAAUUUGAUGACAUAGAAGGUAUUAUGGAUUUUGGAGCCCUGCUGUGUUGGAUGAUGGUGUAUCAAAGUGAUGAAGAAAAAUGA
Messenger RNA from Owenia fusiformis, 2275 nucleotides. Lineage: Eukaryota; Metazoa; Annelida; Polychaeta; Sabellida; Oweniidae. The record is from the annotation of a GenBank genome assembly.